AUGUCACGAUUCCGUUUCGGGCGGCGGGAUUCAUCCGGCGAUGAAGGCCCAUCAAGAAGAUUGGCCAACAGCGCGGUCGCAUCGGCUGGUAAGUUCGAUUUUGAGGUUCAUUUUGAAUAUUGAUGGUCUUGACAUGUCUGUUGGAUUAUUAUAUAGUCUGAGGAGCUGGAAAAUUUGAGAAUUUUGUGGGAAAUUUACUAAAACACUGGUUUAUAAUGCAAUAUGUAUAAAAAUUUCAAUUUUUGGUCGUUCAAGCCGUUUUUUAUUCAAAUAUCUGAUGGCUGUUUGAUAGAUAAGAGCGUUGAGAACUUCCAUUUUGAAGUAUUAACUCAGACAGUUCGAAAAAUUUUGCUGAAAAAAGUGCAUAUUGAAUUGCACCGUGCGGCGAUUUUUUGUUACCUAAUUUUAAUUCGAAAUGGGCAAUUUGAUCAGCGAGAGUCCUCGAAGGUCAAAAUGGAUGACUAUUAAAUCGUGUAGAUUAUGUUACACUACAAAAUAUUUUUUAUAUUAAUUUAGACAUCUAAAUGAAAGCUUGUUCUAAUACCUAAAUUUUGGUGAUCUUCCUAAUUUUUAGAGCCUUUCUUAAGUUUUCAACUCAUUCUAUACAACCCUCCCUCUUUUCAGCUCCUCAAAAAUAAAAAUUUUCGAACUUUUAAAAAUCCAUCCGCCAAGUAUAACAUUCCCCCAAAAGAACGUCUCAAAAAUCCCCCCGAUCAAAAGUCGUAAUGCGACAAAAAACGGCGUAUGUGCUUUCGGCUAGACCUUUAUGAUCUGCCGGGUCAAUUGGCUCAAAGUUUUGUUGGUCAAGGGCUCUCUAACUUGUUGAUUACUCAAUCCUGGCCUGCGAAAUGUGCAAAUAAACGGAUGGAACGAGUGGGAACUCUUCCGUUCUUUGUGUCAAAUCCCGUGAAAUCCUCUGGCUUUGCGGUUUAUAAACUCGAACGUCGGGGAUUUCCGAUCUUCGCGGGGCCAGAGGGAUUUUCGAUCUUGUGCAAGGGACUACCUAAAAUAAGGUCGGAAAUUUGGUGAAUGACGUCGGAUUGUGUUUAAAUUUUUCAUAGCGUCCCUACAUGAACUCUAUUUUAAAUUCUGAAAGUUUGAGGGUGAACUUUACAAGAAUAACCGAGAUAUGACUGUAUUUAGCAGGAUACGUGCACUAAAAAAGAUGUUAAAAGUGCUAGACGAAAUUGAUUUAUUAGCUAUUAUUCUUUAUCCAAAACAACCCAAAAUCAUGAUUUUUGAUGAAAUUUCAGUCUGUCGGGAAAAUAAUGUGGAUUCGUCGUGCCUUGGACAUUCUGCUGCGACAAAUCCACAUUGCUUUCCCGACAAACUGAAAUUUCAUUAAAGAUCAUGAUUUUGGGUUGUCUUGGAUAAAGAGUUUUAGCUAAUAAUAUUUUUUCGCUUAAUUCCAUGAAGGUGGGAGUCUUGAAACAAAGAAAAGAACAAAAGUCAAGAAAACAGUGAAAAUAACAGUCUGUCGGGAAAAUAAUGUGGAUUUGUUGCGCCUUGGAAUCGCCCAUCAUCGCUUUGCGACGGCUAGCCGAGGCUGGAGAUUUAGUGCUUGGCUUCGACGAGACAUUUUUCUGCGACAAAUCCACAUUAUUUUCCCGACAAACUGAUGUUUUCACUGUUUGCUUGACCUUUGUUCUUUUCUUUGUUUCAAGACUCCCACCUUGAUGAAAUUAAGCCUCAAUGAGUGCUUUAGCUAUGAAUAAUCCGGCGAUAUUUUCCUUUUCCGACAAUAUUUGGGGUGGUCUUUGUGCUUUUUAUUAAUUUUUUUCGGUGAGAUCUUGUAUUGAGCAAAAAUUUUUAAUUUAUAAUACUAUAACGGCAUCAAAAAAAUUAAAAUUUUUCAUUUCUUAUGCAGGUUUAUGACUGUAGCUUAUGAUUUCGAACCAUGGGCGGGAGCUGAGUUUAUUUGUUUUCCCUGCAAAAUAUCAAUUUCUUAUCAGCAUGGGGGCAUCAUAAGAACAUCAGGGAGAAAUCUAAUUUUCUUCGCUGUUCUAUGAGAAAAGCGGGCUAAAAUCAAAGUUCUACAAUUUUUUUGGGCAAGCGCUAAGCCUGAAAUUUGAUUCUAAUACACUUGAAGCUACUGAUUUGUAAAUAUUUUACUUGAAUUUCAAUUUUUUUAUUAAAAAAAUCGAAAUCUACCGCUAUAUUUGUCUAAAAUACGCUUCGAAAUCAUGGUAUUCUCCUCCAUACCUCUCCUUUUCACCCCAUCAAUCUCGAUUCGUCAGAAAUUUUUGAUUUCGGACACUUUAUCCGCCCUGAAUCCAGAUUGGUAUUCGAAGGAUGCGGCCAAGCGAAUCUACCGCGCGUUUCAUCAGCAUCCGGAUGGUCUAAAGUCGGAGGACCGGCUGAAAAAGUUGAUCAACGAAUUUGGCGACGAAAAAAUGAGCCAGACCGAGAUUCUGGAGCGACUUUUGGCCAACGCUGAUCUAGAGGAAACGUUGAAUGAAAUUGAAAAUGAUAAUGAGGUGGGUUGGUGGUGAUGAUAAAGUAAUAUCAGUCUGUCGGGGAAAUAAUGUGGGUUUGUCGUGCCUUCAAAUGGCCCUUAAUUUCGAUCCGGCUGGAGAUUUGGUGCGCGGCUGCGACGAGGUGAGACACAUUGCUGCGACAAAUCCACAUUAUUUUUCCCGACAGACUGAUAUGAUGUAUUCUUAAAGAUACGGGUUGUCGUGUUAUUGCCUGUUACACACAAGGUUUUGGUUUCGGAGAUACCCAAGGAUCCCUUGCGAGUCAAAAAAACGACCUCAAAAGGGAUCCCAAUUACCUCUUCAAAAUCAACAUUCCUUUUGCCUCUAUGUGAAGCCUUUUUCCUUGAAGUUCAGAAGCUUUUUGAUUUUUUUUUAACGUUUCCGCCGACUGUAAUCGGGCAUAAAUACGGAUUGUCCAGUUAUUGCUUCUUACAUCCAAGGUUUUGCUUUCGGAGUUCGACAGACAGUUCCAGACAUGAUCAUGUGUCAAAAAACGCAUUCAAUUGCAUAAUGGAUGCAAUAAAUUGUAUCCCUUUGCAUCCCGUCUCUGCCCGAAAAUAGUGUUUCCCUUUGAUGAGACGCCAAUCAGUUGCCAUUUUGGAAGUAAAAAGGGAAACCAAAAAUGUAUCCCCUCCUUCCUAAAAGGGCAUCGGUCUUGGCUCUCUUCAAAGGAGGACACUAUUUUCGGGCAAAGAGGGGAUGCGAAGGGAUACAAUUUAUUGCAUCCAUUAUGUAAUUGGAUGCGUUUUUUGACACAUGAUCAUGUCUGGGACUGUCAUUCGCAACUUCGAAGUCAAACCCUUGGAUGUAACAAGCAAUACUCGACAAUCCGUAUUUAUGCCCUAUCCCAGUCGACGGGAAGGUUGAAAAAGGAUCAAAAUGGUUCCGCACUUGAAGGAAAAAGAUUUCACAUAGAGGCAAAAGAAUGUUGACUUUGAAGAGGUUAUUGGGAUCCUUUUUGAGGUCGUUUUUUUGACCCGAAAAGGAUCCUGGGGUAACCGUGAAGUUGCUCCCCCUUCAAACUCUUUUUCUUUUCGGUCGGACUUGUGUCAAAUUGGUGCCCAGCAGAGAUUGCCACGGCUCCGGAGCCGGCUCUUGGCUCCGGCUCUGAGCGGCUCUGGCUCCGAGCCGGGAGCCAGAGCCGGAGCCGGAAAUUUUGGGGUCGGCUCCGGCUCCCGAGCCCAAAGUCGGAGCCAGGCUUCCCAGCGCACUGCGGGUCGGGUCAAGUUUUUUUCAUGGGGUGGUCAAGUCUUUCCCCUAAUAUUAUUUUUUCCCCGAAAUUCAGACUGUUAUAUGGGAGGUUAAUCAAGGUAAAUCUGGUCAGUUCUUGUUGAUUAUUUCAAGAACAAGUCUUAUUCUAUUUUUAGAAAUCAAAUUUGAUUGAAUUACGGUGUGGGUUUGCCUCAAUUUUUAGCAUUCUUUGGGGGUAUGUAUUCUAUACCUAAAUGAUCAAUUGUGAGACAGUUUCAAGUCUGAUUUACGAUAUCGUUUCCAUUUCACCUUCGGACGUACGCCACCUGUCCAAUAAAGGUAAGUAACUGUGAAUCUGGUAGUCCGUUUUCUAGAAAUUAAAGAUUUUGUAUAUUAUACUAGGUACUUUUGAAGAUUUUUGUUGAGAUUUGCCAAGUUUUCGGCCUGGAUUAGAUUAUUUAGCGUAAUAUUGGUCUCUAGUGCCUAUAAAAACGUAAGUGGACAGGUUUCUCCUUCUCUUUUAGACUUUUUCUUUGUGUCCAAAGUUGAUGCAGAUUUUAGGUAGAGAUGAAAUUCAACGCCCAAACUAUGCGGAAUUUUCAUAAAAAUCAAAGAAAAUACUUUCGAGGAUCAUCAAGCGAAGCAAAAAUGUGUUUGAGACCAAUCUAGCGUUUUUUUCAGGCGGAUGUUAUACAUGAUCCCUGUAACGUAUAACAUCUGGAUCACAUCUGUGAAGACCUCUGGUGAUGGAAAACGUGGUUAGGACAGUAAAAUUAAUAUGUUGGACGUGAUUUUGAGGGAAAACCAGGCAAAUCCCGUACAAAAUUUUCUGAAUAACCUAGAAUAAUAUACAAAAUCUUUAAUUACUAAAAAACGGACUACCAGAUUCACAGUUACUUACCUUUAUUGGACAGGUGGCGUACGUCCGAAGGUGAAAUGGAAACGAUAUCGUAAAUCAGACUUGAAACUGUCUCACAAUUGAUCAUUUAGGUAUAGAAUACAUACCCCCAAAGAAUGCUAAAAAUUGAGGCAAACCCACACCGUAAUUCAAUCAAAUUUGAUUUCUAAAAAUAGAAUAAGACUUGUUCUUGAAAUAAUCAACAAGAACUGACCACAUUUACCUUGAUUAACCUCCGAUAUAACAGUCUGAAUUUCGGGGAAAAAAUAAUAUUAGGGGAAAGACUUGACCACCACAUGAAAAAAACUUGACCCGACCCGCAGUGCAGCGGUCAGAAAAGUAAAAAUUUCGUGAUCUUGUUAAACCAAAUUGCUUGAAGAACACUGCGGAGAAUGUGACUUGACUGCAGAAACGUUGGCUGUAUGAUCUCUGGCACUAAUAACUUUUAUUUUUGGAAAAAUAUUUUUAAAAAAACAUUUUGCAUGGGAGCCGGGAUUCGGAGCCGGAGGCCUUUUUAAAUUUUGCACGGAGCCAAGAGCCGGAGCUGCAAAUUUGGCCUCGGCUCCGGCUCUGGGAGCUAAGAGCCGGAGCCGGAGCCGACAUUUUGACCGUGGCAAUCUCUGGUGCCCAGUUUGAUCUUGUUUUUCACCCUUUUGCAGACUGAAGCCAGCGACGAAGUUUUGUGCCUUUUUGUGUAUUUUGCUCAAAAAUUUUUAUUGACUUUAAUUAUUUUUUCAAGGGUAAACAGAAGUUGAUAGCCGCCUCACUGUAAACUUGAUAAUUUUAUGAUGAUAAGCGCUAAUUUUUGCAAAGAAAUUUUCCUGAAAAACCAAAGAAACAUCCGACUUUUCUGUUUUUCAAAGACUGUAUUAAAAAUAAGUGCUUAUCAUUACAAGAAAAUGGGGAAAAAUAACAAACAAAAGGUCAGAACACUAAAAAUUUAUGCAUUCGAAUCGCAGAAUAAUUGAGAUUCGUAUUUUAGGACCCGGAAGAGCAGGAAUUUGUGGAAAAUGUUAUGCCAAAAGUCCUCGAAGAGCGGAUAAAGCAGCAUAAAAAGGUGAAUUCCCUAGACAGUCUUGUCGAGUACUUGCUGGACAAGUUGCAUCAACAAUGGAGGACUCUAAUCUACGCGGUGUUCCCGCUGCAUCAACUUCAAACUUUGGUGUUGAUCUGUUUGGUGCAGUUUAUAAGGUAAAAGUUCCCUUGCAAGAAAAACAUAAAAAAAUUACAGUUUGCAAACCAAAAUUUUUUGACAAUAUUGCUUACAGUGGCGGACCUGAUCCAGUGGCAAGAAAUGUGCCAUUUUGUAUCCGGGAAGUAUCAAAAAAUGUAGCAAAAUACCUCCCUCUUCAAGUGAAAAAACUCCGUUUCUACAAAAAGAGCGGGCGCGCUUUUGAAACCGGAAUUUUUCACUUGUAGAGGGAGGUAUUUUGCUACAUUUUUUGAUACUCCCGGAUGCAAAAUGGUACGUUUUUUGCCACUGGAUCAGGUCCGUCACUGUACUUAUCCUCUAAACCUCUAAAAACACCAAUAUUUUAGUGUUGGAACAAUUGUCAACACCCUACCCAUAAUCGCGGCAUACAUCUCUUUCUUUUUUAUGUUCUACUUUACCCUCAAAAUGUUCCAUGACAAAACAAUUGUCAAGGAAAAGCUCGUGUGGAGCCGAGUUUUUCGCUUGUUUGAUAAGAAAGAAGCCGAUCGAACCUCGGAUACCUACUUUCAACUGGUCAAUUGGGAUCCGUACAUCUACUUUUUCAUCUCUUUGUUCUUUUUCCUCUUCUCCGUCGGCGCUGCGGAAAAGGUUUUGCCAAAUUCCAUCUUGUUUUGUGGAAUUUCCCUGUUCUUGGGCGCACUGUGCUUUGUGGCGUUGGCCGAUGACAGCGAUAAAUAUGCGUUAUUGGCGAUUUUGGCCAACUUUUUGUCAUGGUAAGUGGUUUUAGGGGGUUGUAAAUUUUGUCGAGUCAAAAAGUGGCUUUUUGUUAUCCAUUGCAUUGGUUUGAAGAGAUAAGUGAAAUGCUUGAGUUGCGACUCUCAGGUUUUUUUUCAAAUUUUGCAAAGCUAAUUUACUUUGUUCACAUAUCAAUGCCUGAAAAUUUUAGCUCGCGCUUUGCAGAAGCAGCCGAGAUAUUCAACGAUCUUUGUAGCCGAGAGACUACAGUUUUUGUGCUCUCUCGCCUUCAAAGAUUGUUGAAUAUCCCGGCUGUCUCUGCAAAACGCGAGCUAAAAUUUUCAGUCAUUGAUAUGUGGACAAGGUAAAUUAUAUUUGCGAAAUUUGAAGAAAAUCUGAGGGUCACAUUAUGAAAACGUCCUUGCUGUUCCUAUUAGACCUCCAGGAAUCACCAAGGAGUGAAAAAAGCUGAUAUUUUCAGUGUUCCGAUCAUCUUGUCCAAGAUGAAGAUCUCAAUUGGCUUCUGGCGCCUUUGGAAGCCACUUUUCGAACUCAAACUUGGUAAGGAUUCGUCUAUCUAUUAGGUCGUCCAGAAAGUUCGUUCGUUUUUUUCAUUGCUUUCGUUUACGAGGAUUUUUUGUUGUUUGACAAAGCGUAUAUAUUUAUUUGAUACAGCCAGUUUUGUAGAGGAGAAAAAGCUGUACCAAAUAAAUAUAUUCCAUUUGCCAAAGAACAAACAAUCCUUGUAAAACAAAGCAAUGAAAAAAAGAACGAACUUUCUGGACGACCUAAUAUCUCACUGACAACUUUUCUGACCUCUAAAAUUAAUUUCUCAGGUAUGCUCCGCGUAUCAUUUUCCCUCCCCGCCAUUUCACUGCUGGCAGUCCCCAUAAUCUACAUAAUUAUGGCCAAGAAACGCCAUCAAUCCGCGGACUUCUUCCGCAUUGUGGUCCCUCAGAUUGUUUGCAUCGCCUGGAUGGACAUCGCAAUGACCAUGUGGCUGAUUGGCUACAGGUAUUUCAAUCUACCGGGACUUGUUCUGACCGGCGCCUUGGUCUCGCUGGUGGUGUUCCCGUCGUUCGUUGGAGUCGUGUUGGCUGCUGGCAUUGGCAUUAGUCAAUUGAAAAGUGCUAUUGAGUUGGUAAGGAGGUUGGAAAAUUGCGCAGUGCUGUUUUUCAAAAGUUGCACAGUGCGAAAUCUUAUUAUUUUUUUGCACUGUGCAGCCAAAAAAAUGAGUGCACUGUGCAAAUUGAAAAUUUUUUUUUUUUGCACGGUGCGAUUAUGAACAAAGAAAAAUUGUUCGCCCAGUAUGUAAGGAGGCUGUAAUCCGGGCCCGGCUAACGAUUUACAAACCCGCAUCCGGGCCUGGAAAGCCCGGCGGGAAAAAUUUCUUGUCUGAUUUAUUUAUUUUGGAAAUUUUUAUUGUUUGAAAAAUGUCCUAGCCGGAUUUUUUUUGAAUGCCAAGAAACCCUUGGCAUUCUGUUUUUACCAUCACAAAUAGAAAAAUGUUGACCGCACCGUGCAGUUUCAAAAAAAUCUUUGCACAGUGCAAUCUGGAUUUGAAAAGUUCAUCUUGUUCAAGAUGAAAUUUUAGUGUUUUUAUGUAAUGAUAAGCCCUGAAAAUGUCGUCAGAACGCUUCAUAUAUAUAGCUUACCAACCAAUUUACGUAAACGUCACUUUACUGAUAAGACUCGAUAACGAACAUUGGUUAGGGUUUUCAGAUCACAGCCAUCAAACUCUCGAUUACGAUUGGAGUGCUGCUACUGCCUUUCUUCUUCCGCAAAAUAUAUCAGAAUUUCGCCAAGCGGUUCAAGUUCAAAAGUAAGAAUUUUUUGAAUUUUUUUUUGAGUUUUAAAUUUUGAAAAUAGAUUAGUAAAUUAUGACGUUUUAUCCUUUUUUUAGUGGGCUCCGUCGGAAAACAUUGGUCUCUGCUGGCGGUUUACAUCGUUGCCUUGGUGAUGGCCAUCUCCUUCAUGUACGAAGGAACAAACGCUUUCGAUUCCAAUCAAGAAGCCACCAACAUGACCUGGCCUCAGUUUGAGAAGUUCUGCGGCUUCAGUGGAGCCAACAUCAUCAAAAGUCAGGAGCAAUGUAGUCAGCUGAAAGGAACGGCCGUCAAUUGGAAGGGUCAAAUCCAAUCGGUUCGGAUUGUUUCGAUCGAUAACUCCUUCGAAACGUUGUUGGAUUUCCUCCCGGAUACGAUUGGGCAAACGCUGAGAUGCUUCUAUGACACGGAUUCAGCGGACACUCAGGCUUUACCUCAGGUAUGAGGCAAACAAAAUUCGGUUUAAAAAAUAACUUUUCAUCACAGCGGAGAUUUUAAACGGGAUUUUUUUUUGAGAGAGUACGAAAAAAUGAGAGAAUCGGCUAGACGAAGAAGGUUUUUUGGCGAUGUCUUUGCAAAUAUCACAGGGAUAAAAUAGAUUUUUUUGUAGAUGAAUUGUACUUAUUCCUUGUUCGGAUUUUUUGAACCCAAAAAUCGAGAUUUUGGUCGAAAGUUUCCGAAAAUGGUCAUUCUGUACCCAAUAUCGCAAAAAAAGGACCAUUUUUCGGAAAGUUUCCAUCAAAAUCGCGAUUUUGGGUUCAAAAAAUCCGAACAAAGAAUAAAUACAACUACUCUACAAAGCAUCUAUUUUUUCUAUGUGAUAUUUGCAAAGACAUCGCCGAAAAACCUUUUUCGUCUAGCCAACCCUCUUAUUUUUGCGUACUCUCUCAAAAAAUACCGUUUAAAAUCUCUGCUCUGAUGAAAAGUUAUUUUUUGAACCGAAUUUAACCUGUUCUAUCAUUUUUUCAGGGAAUGACUCCCAAUGAAUGCUCCCUGACCAUUCAUAACAUUUACACCUUCGAGAUAGAGGUCACCGGCCCCUAUGGAGAGCGGCUGAUCAGCAGCAACAAAGGCCAAGUUCUUCUACAGGCUUCAAAUUUGUUCAAGGAUAUACUUCAACUCAUUGAAGAGGGAGAUGUGGUCAGAUUUGUCGGAUAUUUCGAUCAAUACCCGAUCUUCAGCUAUCCCCCACGACUGAAGUUGCUGCAACUGGAAUGUGAGACUUGUAAAAAGGUGAGAGAGUGGGAUUGGCGGUACAGUUACGGACCUGAUCCAGUGGCAAAAAUCAUACCAUUUUGCAUCCGAGAAGUAUCAAAAAUGCAGCAAAAUACCUCCCUCUCCAAGUGAAAAAAACUCCGAUUUUAAAAGCGCGCCCUCUACAGGGUGCGGCAAAAAAAUGGAAACUUAUUUUUAUAGCUAUAUUUUUCCUAGCAAUCCAAAUUCCGCAAAAGUAACGGUCAUCUUCAAUAAGAUAGAGCAUUGUUUAUAACAUAUUCAACCCGUUUUACCGUGGCUGCUUUUGGAGGCGAUAUAGAGCUCCAAACGUGACUUAAAAUUUUGGGCUUUUGGCCGCAGCUUUUUUCGGGGAAAUCGGUUCCGUUCUUGGCGCAGCAUUUACUUUGCGACUCCAAACUUCUGUGGCGUGUAGUACAGAUGUUGGUCUCCAAUUGAAAAAAAAAUUAUAGCCCAUUGGAUCCAUACCCGGCGAGCAGGCGCUCUUUUCGCAGACGGGGUGAAAUUGGGAAAAUCGGUCUCAAAAUCGGUCUUGACGCGUUGUUGCCCUGUGAGUCGGCGCUGAGUCUAGUUGGAACCUCAAAUUUGCGCUGCCAAGGUUCUACUGAGCCAACAGAAGCAUGACGACAUCGAAGUUAACGCGGUGCUAGAAUUUUGCCCGCUUGAUCCACGAAAAUAUCGGAAUUCUUGCCGCUGGCACAAAUUCCCCCUUAGGCGAUGACGGCCUUUGUUUUGACGGUGUUCGUCGUUAGCCGACGUGCAGGGCGCCUCAUCGGAUUGGACUAUGACGUUCUGUUGGUUGUGCACCCGCCAAAGAUUGCACCGCGAAGGGAAUGCGCUCCCAUCGCGGACCUGCGGCCCGACGUCGGAAUUUUUGGCACUUUUUCAGGCGUACGGGCUUGAUCUUGCCGAUUAGGAGUUGGGCAUUUCAUAGCUUGCGUUGGGAGACUUUGAGUUGAUUUUUAGCUAUUUGGCCGACUGGUCGGUCGCUGAUACCGGUCUCACGGGCAAUUUUUUCUCGAAAUCGACGGAUUUCGCUAUUGAUGACUCCGCGGCUGGCAGAAGUGUUGGCGGUGCGUUUUCUUUCGCUUACUGGACGCUUAAAAUUGUCAAAAAGCUCCCUGCAUUGUGUGAUUACUUUGGACACAACGUGCUUUCUAUGCCGGGCAAAUUAACAGUUCGCACAGGUAAAAAACAGGUCCGAAAUCGAGGUCCCUCUGUUUGUCAUUCAAAAAAAUAAUGUUAAUAAACCGAUAUGGACAUGAAAUUAUAAGGUUUAGGAGAGAAAGCUACGUAGAAUUUAAUGGUAUGAAAAUAAUUUUGCUGCACUUAAAAAUUUUUGCGUCAAGACCCAAUGAAAAAAGUUUCCAUUUUUUUGCCGCACCCUGUAUUUUUGUGACGGAAAGGGCACGCCCUUCAAAACGGAGUUUUUUAGUUGGAAAAGGAGGCAUUUUGCUACAUUUUUUGAUGCUUCCCGGAUGCAAAAUGGUUCAUUUUUUGCGACUGGACAGGUCCGCCACUGUAAAAUAGGAGUACAAAAAAUAUUUUGACCUAUUUUUACAACCUUGUUUUAGCUGAUCAACAACAAGAAAAACAAGGCUCUGAAGGUGACCAGCGUCAAGAAAGAGAACAAAAGAAUUUGGAACCGAAUCAACUAUGCGUUCAGAUUCAUGUUCAAUUUUAUCUUCUCUCCGGUGUUGUACAUGAGCUAG
Messenger RNA from Bursaphelenchus xylophilus (pine wood nematode), 11225 nucleotides. The record is from the annotation of a GenBank genome assembly. NCBI's taxonomy places the organism in Eukaryota, Metazoa, Nematoda, Chromadorea, Rhabditida, Aphelenchoididae.